This is a messenger RNA of Camelina sativa (false flax), 669 nucleotides long. RefSeq lists its product as uncharacterized. Lineage: Eukaryota; Viridiplantae; Streptophyta; Magnoliopsida; Brassicales; Brassicaceae. The record is from RefSeq and is a predicted model, not a curated record.
AUGAGGGGUAUCUCACUGUUAACCGGUGGAUCUCUGAUAGUUUCUUUCGGUUGUUCACUUUUUCUUUAUUGGUUCCUGUCCUCAAAAUAUAUAUUCUGUCACCGGUGGAUUCGAAUCAACCGUUGUGUUUCCAUGUCCGGCGAUUUCGCCGAGAGUUUUCUGGUCUUGUUGGCCAUGGGUUUGUUCAUACUAACACAAUAUGUUAGUUAUACGAUUGUUCCCGCGCGUCAGUAUGUUCUUCCCUGGGCGUACCAAAGACUAACACAAAUCUCUUCGGAUUUGAUAUGUAAUCACCGACCGGCAUGUAAAUCACCAUGGAAGCAAUAUGUUGAAGAGGAGUUGGAGGCCAAUAUAAGGAGCAUUAGAAGAUGGUUUAUACUAUAUCAACAAAAAUGGGUUUCAAGUGCAACCAAGAUCAAUGACAUCUCUUUUUACAUGAGAGUUUCGACAAAUUAGAAGGUUUUGUGAUGUAACAGAUGGAUCACUACAUAUGAUUUUCGAAUGCAUUAUCAGUAUUUUAUCAGUAAAAAGAAGAUGAAUCUCAAGCAAGAAAGUCACACUAAAUUGCCAGAAAAGACGAAUACGAUUAAGUUUUUGACUAGGAAUGCGGAGCGUAAUUUGCUUUACGUUUCUUCGUUACACAAUUCAUUGGUUGUAUCUGUAAUAUAA